Dermatophagoides farinae (American house dust mite) is the source of this 2208-nucleotide messenger RNA. RefSeq names its product very-long-chain 3-oxoacyl-CoA reductase. Gene Ontology annotation, cellular component: endoplasmic reticulum. The record is from RefSeq and is a predicted model, not a curated record. NCBI's taxonomy places the organism in Eukaryota, Metazoa, Arthropoda, Arachnida, Sarcoptiformes, Pyroglyphidae. Gene Ontology annotation, molecular function: oxidoreductase activity.
UGAUGAAAAGUGAGAAAAUCUUACCAAACUAUAAGAUCGAUUAUGAGUAUCCAUGCUUGAAUCUCCAACCAAGAUGACGCAAAUGCUUCAAUAAAAAUACAUCUUUAUAUGGUUCAAAUUAUGUUAGAUGAAAAUCAAUCAAACAAAAUUUUACAUAUUCCAUCUUUUAUUAAUAUCGGAUGACCAUGAUGAUUUUGUAAUCGAUUCAUUGUAUGUUUUUCUAGACAAAAGAUUAAUCGUCUUAGCUUAAUCGAUACAUCCGAAAUAUGUACAAAUUAAUCAAGGUGUGAAAUUGUUUUUUUCGUUUGUAUUGUCCAACAUUGUUGUCGUAUUCUAUUAUGCCAUCCACGAUUUGUAAAUCUUUUUCAUUUUUAUUUCAUCACAAGGAAAAUUUCCUCUGUGUACAUUGAAUUCAAAAGAACCAAAUUUUUUUUUCAAGUUAGAGAGACAAUAUUUAGUAGUUGAUGCAUUCAUAUAAAAACAUUUGCGCCAAUAUUAUUCAUUUUUUGAUGACAUUUAUUCAUUUGAAUAAAUCUUAAACGGCAUUCGUUUUUUUUCUGAACAACGAAUCGCAAUGGCCAACGAUAGUAUCAACAAUAAUGUGUCAUCAUUUUUAUCGGUCAACCUAACCAGAUUUAAUGAUUUGGUCUAUGGUUGGCAAAAUGAUUCAAUAAUCGAUCAAUAUGAUGAGCAACAAUUACAAUCAUCGAUGAUCAAUGAUGAAUGUCCGUUUUAUCCUCCUUAUUGGCUUGUUGUAUUGAUAGCCUUAUCUUUGGUAAUUUUUUUAAUGGUGCUAGCUCGAUUUAUGCAAACAAUCUAUACGUGGUUUAUUAGUCCAUUGAUAUUUGGUGAUAUGGUCGAAUGGCAUGGUGGUCCAAAUAGUUGGGCAAUCAUAACAGGAGCAACUGAUGGUCUUGGUUUAGCAUAUGCAAAAGCAAUGGCCGAAAAAGGUUAUUGUUUAUUGUUGUUGAGCCGUAAUCAACAAAAAUUGGAUAAAGUCAAAACCGAAAUCCUCAAACAAUUCACAUCAUGUACUGAUAUUCGGACGCUUGUCGUUGAUUUCACUCAAGGUCAUGAUUUAUAUGACUAUAUUGGCGAACAAAUACGAUCAUUGCCUGGUAAUGUUCAUGUUCUGAUCAACAAUGUUGGUAUGGCAUAUAAAUAUCCAGAAUAUUUUACGCGAAUAUUGGAUGGUGAUAAAUUUAUAACGAAUAUAAUGAACUGCAACAUGGUGUCCGUAGUUCGUAUGACAUAUCUGGUGCUGCCAUUGAUGGAAAAACAAAAAUCCGGCAUUGUAUUGAACAUUUCAUCAUUUUCAGCCCUUUUUCCAUCUCCAUUACUCACAUUAUAUUCGGCAACAAAAAUCUUUAUGGAUUAUUUCUCACGUGGUUUAUAUUGGGAAUAUCGCCAACACGGUGUCAUCAUUCAAUCGGUGGUACCAUAUUAUGUGACAACAAAUAUGAUUCGAAAUCCAGGUGUAUCAUUCAUGGUACCGAAUCCCGAUACAUUUGUUCGUUCAUCAUUGAAAACUGUUGGUCAUGAAAUUCGUACCUAUGGUUUCAUAUCACAUCGAAUUUUAGCAUUUGUACGUGAAUGGAAUCGAUUUUUUAUUGGCUUCAAUUUCAGUACACGAUUGGCAAUUCGUACGUUGAGUAAAGCAAGAAAAAGAUGUUAUCAACGUAAAGGUCUUGAUCAUCAUGUUUAACACUAAAAUGAUUAAUUUUUGCUCCAUCCAUUAACAUCGUAUCAUUUUGAAUUAUGCAUUUUUCUUUGUUUUUUUCCAUUUUGUAAAUUUAGUAAUGAAAGAAUAUGAUAUUUUUAUUCAAAUGAAAAUAUAUAAAUUUGAUUCGAAUUACAUGCACAUACUAAAUGUAUUUAAAAACAUCAAAAAUGAUUAGGAUAUGUGUAUGGAUAAAUUUUUCAAUCAAUUAGCCAUACAAUGAUCUGUGACAAAAAAAAAUUCAUUACAAUUCGUUAACUUUGGCAUGAGCUUGAUGAUUAUCAUAAUCAUCAAAAUCAUUUCUUUCUUUGUGUAUGUGUGUGUGUGUGUGUGUUGUGUGUUUUGCAAGAUAUGGAUGAUGAAAUACGAAAGCAAAAUGUCGAACAAGACAAAGAAAUUUCUGGUCAAUUCCAUCUUAAUGAUUGACGUGUGGAUUUUCAUUGAUUUUGAUAUUAAUUGUUGAUCAUCAUGUUAUCAAUUGGUUUAAA